GUGGAGCAGAACCGCUGUGCUUGGGUGGUGGGCACCGAGGUCCGAGUCCGGGGUACGCGAGGCGUCGCCGGGGCUCCGAAGAGGCCAGGGAGUGAAAUUAUGUAGCCUUUUAAAGAGACUCUUUUUGCCCCAUCUGAAGUCCAUAUGGCUCUGUAUGAUGAAGAUCUCCUGAAAAAUCCUUUCUAUUUGGCUCUUCAAAAGUGGCGUCCUGACUUAUGCAACAAGGUGGCCCAAACCCAUGGCAUUGUCCUGGUGCCCUGCAAGGGAAGCUUGUCGAGCAGCAUUCAAUCCACUUGUCAGUUUGAGUCCUACAUUUUGAUCCCCGUGGAAGAACACUUCCAGACCUUAAAUGGAAAGGAUGUCUUUAUACAAGGAAACAGGAUUAAAUUAGGAGCUGGUUUCGCCUGUCUUCUCUCAGUGCCCAUUCUCUUUGAAGAAACUUUCUACAAUGAAAAAGAAGAAAGUUUCAGCAUACUCUGUAUAGCCCAUCCUUUGGAAAAGAGAGAGAGUUCAGAAGAGCCUUCAACAUCUUCAGAUCCGUUUACCCUGAAAACCAUCGAAGAUGUGAGAGAGUUUUUGGGAAGACAUGCAGAGAGAUUCGACAGGAGCAUUGCUUCUUUCCAGCGAACAUUCAGAGAAUGUGAAAGAAAGAGCCUCCGUCAACACAUAGACUCGGUGAAUGCUCUCUACACCAAAUGCCUCCAGCAGCUUCUGAGGGACUCUCACCUGAAAAUGCUUGCCAAGCAGGAGGCCCAGAUGAACCUGCUAAAGCAGGCAGUGGAGAUUCCACAGAUGUACGUCCAGCACGAUAUUUAUGAUCUGAUCUUUAAAUAUGUGGGGACCAUGGAGGCAAGUGAGGACGCUGCCUUUAACAAAAUCACAAGAAGCCUUCAGGAUCUUCAGCAGAAGGACAUCGGCGUGAAGCCUGAAUGCAGCUUCAACAUACCUCGUGCAAAGAGAGAGCUGGCCCAGCUGAACAAAUGCACUUCCCCACAGCAGAAGCUGAUCUGUUUGCGAAAGGUGGUGCAGCUCAUAACCCAGUCUCCCAGCCAGAGAGUUAACCUGGAGACCAUGUGUGCUGAUGAUCUGCUCUCAGUCCUGUUGUAUUUGCUUGUGAAAACAGAGAUCCCCAAUUGGAUGGCAAAUUUGAGUUACAUCAAAAACUUCAGAUUCAGCAGCUCAGCAAAAGAUGAAUUGGGGUACUGCCUGACUUCGAUUGAGGCUGCGAUCGAAUAUAUUCGUCAAGGAAGCCUCUCUGUUAAGCCGCCCGAGUCUGAGGGAUUUGGUGACCGACUGUUCCUGAAGCAGAGAAUGAGCCUAUUGUCUCAGAUGACUUCAACUCCCAUUGAUUGUCUGUUUAAGCACAUAGCGGCGGGUAACCAGAAAGAAGUGGAGAGACUUCUGAGCCAAGAUGACCAAGAUAAAGAUGCCGUCCAAAGGAUGUGUCACCCUCUGUGCUUCUGUGAUGACUGUGAGAAACUUGUCUCCGGGAGGCUGAAUGAUCCCUCCAUUGUCACUCCAUUUUCCAGAGAUGACAGGGGUCACACACCGCUCCAUGUGGCCGCCCUCUGUGGGCAGGCAUCCCUCAUUGACCUCCUGGUUUCCAGAGGCGCGGUGGUGAACGCCACGGACUAUCACGGCUCUGCCCCCCUGCAUCUCGCCUGCCAGAAGGGCUAUCAGAGCGCCACGCUGCUGCUCCUGCACUAUAAAGCCAGCCCCGAGGUGCAGGACAACAACGGCAACACGCCUCUCCACCUGGCUUGCACCUAUGGCCAUGAAGACUGUGUGAAGGCCUUGGUUUACUACGAUGUGCAGGCAUGCAGACUAGACAUCGGUAACGAGAAAGGGGACACCCCACUACACAUAGCUGCACGGUGGGGCUACCAAGGCAUCAUAGAGACGCUGUUACAAAACGGAGCAUCCACGGAGAUCCAGAACAGGCUGAAAGAAACACCGCUAAAGUGUGCACUAAAUUCAAAGAUUCUGUCAAUAAUGGAAGCCCAUCAUCUGCCCUUGGAAAGAAGGAGGAAGUCUUCAGAGGUCCCCGUGCAGCCCCCUCAGCGCCUUGUGGACUCCAUCAGCCAGGCCUCCUCCACCUCCAGCUUCUCCUCUGUGUUGGUGAGCUCCAGACAGGAGGAGCCCAAGAAGGACUACAGAGAGGUAGAAAAACUCUUAAGAGCGGUUGCUGACGGAGAUCUAGAAAUGGUGCGCUACCUUCUGGAGUGGACCGAGGAGGACCUGGAUGAGCUGGAAGGUGCCAUCAGCGUAGACAGUAUUGAAUUUUGUCACCCCCUGUGCCAGUGCCCGAAAUGUGCUCCAGCUCAAAAGAAGCUGGCAAAGAUUCCUGCCAGUGGACUUGGUGUGAAUGUGACCAACCAGGACGGCUCCUCCCCACUGCAUGUUGCAGCUCUGCAUGGGCGGGCGGAGCUCGUUCCCCUCCUGUUGAAACAUGGUGCCAGCGUAGGGGCCAGAAAUGCGAACCAAGCUGUCCCGCUCCACCUGGCCUGCCAGAAGGGCCACUUCCAGGUGGUGAGGUAUCUAUUGGAUUGUAAUGCAAAACCCAAUAAAAAGGAUAUGAGUGGAAACACACCCCUCAUUUACGCUUGUUCCAAUGGCCACCAUGAAGUCGCGGCACUGCUGUUACAGCACGGGGCCUCCAUUAACGUCUCUAACAAUAAGGGUAACACAGCACUGCACGAGGCCGUGAUAGAGAAGCACGUCUUCGUGGUGGAGCUGCUGCUGCUUCACGGGGCGUCAGUGCAGGUCUUGAACAAGAGGCAGUGCACCGCCAUGGACUGUGCUGAGCAGAAUUCAAAAAUAAUGGAAUUACUUCAGGUAGUACCGAACUGCAUGGCCUCAGCUGAUGAUGUUGGCGAAGCAGACCACAAGGAGUACGUGACUGUUAAGAUCAGGAAGAAAUGGAACUCAAAAAUGUACGAUCUACCCGAUGAGCCUUUUACAAGACAGUUUUACUUUGUCCGCUCGGGUGGUCAGUUUAAGGGAAGGACUUCAAGGGAAAUUAUGGCAAGAGAUAGGAGUGUCCCUAGUUUUACUGAAGACUCUUUGCAUGAGCCAGGGAGGCAAAGAGUCACAGGGAGACAGGACAACCUGCCAGACCACAGCAGAUCUGAGAAUGCUGACAGAGGGCACAGCAAUCAGCCUGAGGGGCCUGGACCGAGACAAAGUGUUCCUUCAAACAGGCGGAUGCUGCGCAGACACACAGUCGAGGACGCAGUCGUACCCAAGAGCCCAGGGACUGCUGGCAACCCAGCCACUUGUAAGGUCACGUCCCAGUCUUAGCAGUGAUAAGCAGUUACUAUGUUGCUGCCAAGAGUCCACGGCAAGGAGGCGCCAAGCAGGAACACAACUGAGAACUGAAAUGUACUUUCUGUUGGAUUUGCAAGAAAAGCAGAAAGCUGGCUAGCUGUUCUGUGGCUGAGGGAAGGAAUGCGACUGAGAAAACGAUGCUCUCUUUCCUCCCCAAAGCUAGUGCGUACGCUGGAAAAGGAGUGCACACCGAUGCCGGCCGUGUCCAGAUCCGUAAGAGCAGGCGUAGGUUUCUUCUGAAGCAGUGGGAGCUCCCUGACUACCAUGCGAAGAAGUUUCAUGACCAGAUCGCGACCUCCUCCUGACGAAAGGUGCUAACUUCUGUGAUGUGGACAAAUGAGCAAACCACAGGCUGAAAGAAUUCCUUCACUUGGGAUCCGCUGAAGAGCAGCAGUUAGGUUUCGUGAUACCGUGGAGGCAGGCAGAAGCGACGCAUGGUUACGAGGAAAAGAGGACUGGGAAAUGUUCCUUUGCAAAGCAGCACUUGAACCCAAAGAUGCCUCCAUGCUGUUGUGAUGUUCAUUUUCAUGGAAAGGACAUUUAGGAUCUAUUCUACACUAUGUAUGUGGGAAAAGUUGGGUAUAAUUUUUCUUCCAACAAAGUACAGAUAUUUGAUCACUGCACAUAUGCGCCUGUAUGUGUCUCUCGAGACACAGCCCCUUCCGUUAAAAACUUCCCUUUGUUGUCACACCUGACGGAUGGUUACUGAAGAGAGAUUUGGCACAUCUUUUCUUAGUCUUUUGAUUCUGAUUCAAAACUUACAGCACAAACCAGGUCAGAGUUACUUUCAGUUAGAAUUUAUUGCCAUUUAUUCCUUUUUAUAAAUUUCUAUAGAUUUUACUCUUAUUUUUUUAUGUUACUAAUUGGUCUACAGCUGCAAACAUGGGUUUGUCCUGAGUACAUUUUCAAAUAACUUUGUAAUACGGAAAUGGUUUUGUGCACGUUCUUGGAAAUACUUGCGAAUGUAUAGAAGGGAGGGGCUGAUUAUUUUUCUACAAAGUAAUUUAUGAUUUCUAAUUUUCUAAUGUGCCUUGGAUAUGUGCCAAAUGAGGAGAAAGAAGUAGUAAACUUUAUGAUUCUU
Neogale vison (American mink) is the source of this 4408-nucleotide messenger RNA. It is a transcript of the gene ANKRD27, whose product is annotated as ankyrin repeat domain 27. The coding region runs from base 145 to 3300 and encodes 1051 amino acids. Gene Ontology annotation, biological process: neuron projection morphogenesis; early endosome to late endosome transport. The transcript is spliced from 29 exons. Gene Ontology annotation, cellular component: tubular endosome; plasma membrane; early endosome. Gene Ontology annotation, molecular function: SNARE binding; guanyl-nucleotide exchange factor activity. The record is from RefSeq and is a predicted model, not a curated record. Lineage: Eukaryota; Metazoa; Chordata; Mammalia; Carnivora; Mustelidae.